GGCGGUAAAUCUAGUCAAUAUGCAAUUUGGAGCCAAAUUGUUUAUUUCCAUAUUGGAAAAAGCAGCAAAUAUAGUAUGUAACUGUCUUACAAUUAUAUAUACAGUUAAAAACGACGAAGAAAAAGAAAAAAUUGGCAAGGCAUUAUUUUCAUUAUUAAGUGUUUCAUCUAUUCUAUUACUUCGUACUAUAAUUGUUAAAACAAGAAAAUACCUACUUGUUAAGAAAGCCUUAAAACUUGAACAAGAACUUAAACUUGAAGUUGAAGAAUCAAUUAAUAAUAAUUCGGAUAUAUUUUAUGAUAUUACAAUAGGUCUUGUUAAGUAUGAUAGAGAAGUUGAUUACUAUAAUCGCAGGCUUACUACGAUACAUUAUGAAGGUCAAAACCGAAAUGAAAUUAUGCUUUUCCACAUACAAUUUAUCAAUUAUUUAAGUUAUAUAGAUCAACUUAAAUGGACGGCUUUAAUGUUUGUGAUGCUGAUAUCAGAAUUUAAUAUGAAAUAUAAUCAAUUCAAAUUAGAGUUAAAUAACUUUAUGACAAACAACUCUAUGGAAUAUAAUUUACAGAAUCUAAUUGUACUUAAAGGUCAAGUACUUAGACAUAAAAAUGACUCCAAAAGGAUAUCUACUUUAAUUGAACAUUAUAAACAGCAGAUAGAAACCUUGGUAACAAGGUUAUCAAAUAUGGCACAACCGCAUCAAAUUUGA
Molecule: messenger RNA, 706 nt
Organism: Scheffersomyces amazonensis
Lineage: Eukaryota; Fungi; Ascomycota; Pichiomycetes; Serinales; Debaryomycetaceae
Exons: 1
Coding region: 20-706 (228 amino acids)
Source: RefSeq, a predicted model, not a curated record